UCAUUUCUGUAGCCCACGUUAGAAGCAAAUGCAACUCUAUGAGACUGGCAGAAGCAAGAGCUUAUUGGCGUAUAUUAUUUUUAUUACAAUAUUUUCGCUGGGGAACGGUUUAACGUGUGCAAGAACUCGAAACUAACGUUAGCAAAGUGUCAAGUUUACAAAGCGUUGUGCACUUUGUUCUUAAAAUAAUCUACUCGUGGGAGCAGAGAACCGAUUUAGAUACAUGUUUAAUAGAUGGGAAGAUUUGUGUAACGUAAUUUCGCUCCGUCCCCUUCUGCCUGCCGUUGGACUUCCUACUCCUGUACUACCAACUUGGUGCCUAAUUCUCUAUUUCCUUGAUAUAUUUCACAAUAUGGAUUUCUCUAUUCGCCCUGCUACCCUGGAGGACUGCAAAGACAUCGCGCGAAUGCUUUUGGAACUGGCUGAAUACGAGAAAGUAUUGGACCAAAUCAAAGUGACACAGAAAGAUUUGGAGCAGGAUGGAUUCAUUAAAAACCCAUUCUUUCAUGGUAUCGUGGCUGAAGUACCUGAAGAACACAGGAGCAAAGAGGGACAUACCAAGGUGGGCUACGCCCUCUACUUCUACUCCUAUAGCUCAUGGAAAGGCCGGGCCGUCUACAUGGAAGACCUGUACGUAAUGCCGGAGUUCAGAGGUAAAGGUAUCGGGAAGGCACUGAUGAGCAAAGUAGCUCAGCUGGGCCUGGCCGCUGGCUGCUCCCUGCUCAACUUCAGUGUGCUGGACUGGAACAAACCAUCUCUUGAUUUCUACCUCAGCCAGGGGUGUUCAGAUAUUACGGCUGACAUGGGGUACCACUGCAUGCGCUGUGAAGGGGACGAGCUGGAGAAAUUAGCCCAGGGAGGCACCUAAACACUGUCCACUAUCUUCGGAUGACUCGUUACUGUGAAUUCUUUGCAUUGUUCUAAUUAAUCUAAUUAAUCUAGGAACAUUGACUAAUACCUUUAGGGAAGACAUGGUAUUUUAAAGUGUUGUACUAACCUUUUAAAGGUUAGUACAAACAAAUGUUAGACAGUAAAUGAACCAGCUGUAAGUAUUUUGACAUGACUUGUGUGUAUAGUAAUGUGUUUCUACUUGUGACCCCAUAGCUUUCCCUGAAUCCUAAGCUAAGAUGAAAUGUCUGAAAUCUGGCUUAACAAGAACUAUGCAAUAACACCAAACAAAACAGUAAUUUAAUUUGUUAUUGUUUUAAAGUACUAUUUUCCUUAAACAACAAAUUACAACAUGUUAUUCAAACUCAACCAGUGAACUAAGCAAAAAUGUUCCAGCCUUGCAAUUACUCUUAAUGCAGCUACAAUACAACAAAUGCCACCUUCUGGCAUCUAGGUUAGCUUCUUUUGGCUCAUGUACAUCCUACCUAUGGAUGCAUACAGUCCACCAAAGCCAUACACCCUAUGUAUGCACGUUAUCUUAGAGGGUUUGACUGGUGUAAUCAUUCUACACUAGGCUAGGUGUAAGAUUGACCACAUGACCUACUCUAAUCAAAUAGUCGUAGAUCUGGCUUAUAGAGUCAGAGAGGUGAUAUAGUUAUGAGAUGGUAGACCGUUGGCAGUAGAACAGUGAUCAUUGUAUUCGUACUGAAAACUCUUGGGUGCCAAAGCUCUGCCUGUUAACUGUCUUAAUGUGGACCGAACCUUAUUUGAAUAAUUUCUUAGAUUUUUGAUGUGGGUUUGCUAGGCUUGUGAAUAUGCAUAGUCCAUGUUGAAUUUGAACAGGCAUAUCGAAAUAAAAAUAAUGUUCAAAGUUG
This is a messenger RNA of Esox lucius (northern pike), 1763 nucleotides long. RefSeq names its product diamine acetyltransferase 2. Gene Ontology annotation, molecular function: N-acetyltransferase activity. The transcript has 7 exons. NCBI's taxonomy places the organism in Eukaryota, Metazoa, Chordata, Actinopteri, Esociformes, Esocidae. Bases 224 to 868 code for a protein of 214 amino acids. The record is from RefSeq and is a predicted model, not a curated record.